Molecule: messenger RNA, 1114 nt
Organism: Dothidotthia symphoricarpi CBS 119687
Lineage: Eukaryota; Fungi; Ascomycota; Dothideomycetes; Pleosporales; Dothidotthiaceae
Product: TGF-beta-inducible nuclear protein-like protein 1
Exons: 3
Coding region: 45-830 (261 amino acids)
Biological process (GO): maturation of LSU-rRNA; maturation of 5.8S rRNA
Cellular component (GO): preribosome, large subunit precursor; nucleolus
Source: RefSeq, a predicted model, not a curated record
CUUCACUUCUUCCCCAACAACACCCCCGGAGACGAGCAGCAGCCAUGCCCCAGAACGAGUACAUCGAGCGCUGGACGAAGCAGCACGGCAAGCGCUUCGACCACGACGAACGCAAGCGCAAGCGCAUAGCCCGAGAAGGCCACGAUGGGUCCAAGAAAGCGCAAAACUACCGCGGCCUGCGCGCCAAGCUGUACGCCGAGAAGCGGCGCAAGGAGAAGAUCCAGAUGAAGAAGACGAUCCGCGCGCACGAGGAACGCAACCUCAAGACCUCGGAGCCCGCCGAGCCCGCCACCGAAGCCCUGCCGCAGUACCUGCUCGACCGCUCCAACGAGAAGAACGCAAAGGCCCUGUCCUCGGCCAUCAAGCAGAAGCGCAAUGAGAAGGCUGCUCGCUUCUCCGUGCCCCUGCCAAAGGUCAAGGGUAUCUCCGAGGAGGAGAUGUUCAGCGUUGUCAAGACGGGAAAGAAGACGCAUAAGAAGAGCUGGAAGCGUAUGAUCACCAAGCCUACGUUUGUGGGGCCCGGCUUCACGCGCAGACCUGUCAAGUAUGAGCGCUUCAUCAGGCCCAUGGGACUGAGGUACAAGAAGGCAAACGUCACACACCCGGAGUUGAGCGUCACUGUUCAGCUGCCUAUCAUCUCUGUCAAGAAGAACCCCCAGAACCCGCUGUAUACGCAGCUCGGCGUCUUGACAAAGGGAACUAUCAUCGAGGUCAAUGUUUCUGAGUUGGGCCUCGUGACGGCUGGUGGAAAGGUCGUCUGGGGUCGUUAUGCUCAGGUUACCAAUAACCCCGAAAACGACGGCUGCUUGAACGCCGUGCUGCUGGUUUAAAUUUAACAUGUUGGGGCAACGAAUAUAAAAUAUCGAAAAACUAUGCAUCUCCAUGGCGUUUGAGGGACUGACGAUUCCACGGCGUUUGGGCGACGAUGAGAAAACUGCGUGCGUGCGUGUGUUGGAUGGAAUGGAAUGAAAUGGAAUGGGAUUUACGAGGCAUUGCGCUGAUGAAGUAACCUGACGCCUUGAGAGAUUAACCUGUGGGUUGGCAUCUGGCCAACGUGGGGAAAAGAUAUGCAGAUAGGAUAGGAUAGGAAAUGAUACCAUGCUAAAGCAAGAGU